AUGAUGGACUGUCAUUAUUAGCUGCCAGCCAUAUAAGAGGCUUAACUCCAAGAGCCAAUAUUUGGUUAGCAAUUUUCAGACCGAACCCGUCACACGGGCCCACAAAAAGUUCGGAUAUCGCCUGUGUGACCACGACAAACAGUCGACGGAAGUCUGUAAAGAGUGCGAAAAAGAUCGGGGGAAAACCACCUGCCGCCAAUGAACCUGAAUCAUUGUCUGCCGUUCUGCCUGCUCGUCUUCAAGCCACCAAGCUACAAGCCUGUUUUCAGUUGAUAGUUGGCUACCGAAGUGAGACGUCGAAGAAAGUGUCGUCAGAUCGGGGUCACCGUAUUAAAUUAUUGCGCAUUGUUAGGCCGCAUCUGGCCAAAUAUCAACAGACCCUUGCUCUUAAUUGGUCGUCAACAAGUAGACAAAGCCAGGCCACGCUCCACUCUCUUCGAUCUCCGCCUGCCAGCCUGCCUGCCUCUCUGCCACUUAUCAACGCCUCAGGAACCAACUCGCUUGAUAAGCAGCUGCCCUUAGUUCGAGCAGAACAUUUACCAUCCGACUGUGCUGUGGAAUGGUUAUGGUGCCCCUCCGGAUACUGCUGAUCGCCUCCACACUGACGCUGGCCCUGGGCUAUGGCGUCGGUGCUAGUGGGCCGCGUCCCGUGCGCACUGUGGAAACGCUGACGCAGUGGGGCCAGCUGGAGUUUGGAUUUGCCACGGCGCAGGAUCGGGAGAACGCCCAGGCGGCGGGUAAUCUGGUGCCGGAGAACGGCACUCCUAUCGAUGUGCAGCCACAGUACAUGGCCAAUGGACAGAUGAGGCUGUUCACCACUAUUCCGCGCUUCGUCACGGGCAUUCCCUACACCUUGGCCACCGUUUCGGCGACGCAGGGCAGGAAUGGCCCGCUGCUGCAGCCGUAUCCCAACUACUCCUGGCAUAAUGCGAACGGCGAGGACUGCGAUCGCAUAACUUCCGCCUUCAGAGUGGCUGUCACCGAGUGCAACCAGAUGUGGGUGAUCGAUUCGGGUGUGAUUGGAACCACCCAGCGGUGUCCGCCGCAGUUGCUGCAGUUCGAUCUGGCUACCGAUCGCUUGCUGCAUCGCUUCCGCUUCCCGAACGACACAUACAUCGCGAGUGGAUCGCUCUUCAUCACGCCAAAUGUGCUCGUCCAGGAUCCUCCGCCUAUGGGAACCUGCAGUCGCACCAUGAUCUAUGUGGCCGAUGUGAGCUACCAUGGCUUGGUGGUCUACGACCACCAGGCCCAGGCAUCCUGGCGGGCUGAGAACCGCUUCAUGUAUCCCGAUCCGGACUACGGCAAGCACACCAUAGCAGGCGAGAGCUUCUACCUGAUGGACGGCAUGUUUGCGCUGAACAACGACAAGCACAAUCUGUACUUCCACCCGCUGGCCAGUGCCAGUGAGUACUCCGUGCCACUGAGUGCGUUGAACCGGCAGCAGAACUGGGCCGAUGGACCGGAGGCUCUGCCGGAGGAGUUCAGGCUGCUGGGCAGACGGCGGAGCGAGUGCGCCGCGUCCGCCAUCGAUGGCAGGAACAACGUCUACUGCGUCACCUUCAAUCCCGUCAAGCUCUUUGUGUGGAACGUGAACUCGCCCUACAAUUCGCGAAACUUUGGCAAUCUGCCAGCCAAGUCCGAUGAGCUGCAGUUCGUCAGCGGCAUGAAGGUGUUGCGAAACCGCGACGGGCAGGAGGAACUCUGGAUGCUCUCCAAUCGCUACCAGAAAAUCGCCGCAGGUACACUAAACUCCAAGGAGGUCAACUUCCGCAUCCUGCGCCGCAAGCUGGAUGAUGUCCAGGGCGGCGUCUUCUUUUCCAACGACGAGGAUCUAACCAAUCGCCUGGUGUUUAGCUAGUGACUACGUAAAUCCACUAAAUUGAUGUAUGUAAAUAUUAGUUGUGUUGUGCAGUUCUCUGGGGGAUCUUCGCGAAUUCCGCCUAAGUGCUAAUAACAGCCUAUCUCAAAUUGUAAAGAUUCCGCAAAGCCUAAGAAAUAUAUAUGACGUGUAAAUAUUUACCAUCUUGUGG
This is a messenger RNA of Drosophila mauritiana, 2030 nucleotides long. It is a transcript of the gene yellow-d, whose product is annotated as major royal jelly protein 1. Bases 560 to 1858 code for a protein of 432 amino acids. The record is from RefSeq and is a predicted model, not a curated record. The transcript has 3 exons. NCBI's taxonomy places the organism in Eukaryota, Metazoa, Arthropoda, Insecta, Diptera, Drosophilidae. Gene Ontology annotation, cellular component: extracellular region.